This is a messenger RNA of Fusarium tjaetaba, 1584 nucleotides long. RefSeq lists its product as uncharacterized. The record is from RefSeq and is a predicted model, not a curated record. NCBI's taxonomy places the organism in Eukaryota, Fungi, Ascomycota, Sordariomycetes, Hypocreales, Nectriaceae. The coding region runs from base 1 to 1584 and encodes 527 amino acids. The transcript is spliced from 5 exons.
AUGGCUUUCCGACUUUUCGCGGGCAUCACUGGACGUCAGCUCUUGGCUGGCGGCGCUGCGCUUGGAGGAACCGGCCUUGCUGGGUCACUGAUUCAGACAGAAAGUGAAAGGUUGCAGGCCACUGAAGCUCAAGUGCAGUUCCAUACCUCCUCCAUCCACCCUACUCCCGUUGGAUUCAGCCCUUGGCAGAUUCGCAACGACUACCCUACCUCAGACAUUCUCAAGGCUCGCCUCAAGGCACAGAAGGAUGAUUCGCUCCCUCAUGCUCCCUCCCCAUUGAUCCCUGCCCCCGGAUUGCCCGGUGACUUUGAGGGCGAGAAUGCGCCGUGGUUCAAGUACGAUUACGAAAAGGAACCGGAAAAGUUUGCUGAGGCCAUCAGAGAGUAUUGUUUUGAUGGCAAUGUCGACAAAGGGUUUCGACUCAAUGAAAACAAGAUCCGAGACUGGUACCAUGCACCUUGGAUGCAUUAUCGGGACCCAAACUCGAGCUGUACCGAGCGUGAACCCAUCAAUGGCUUCACAUUCGAGAGAGCGACACCCGCCUUAGAGUUUGCUAAGACACAAAAUGUAACCCUACAAAAUUGGGCCGUUGGAUUCUAUAACGCUACCGGGGCCACUGUCUUUGGCGAUAUGUGGAAGGAUCCUGAUAAUCCCGACUUCUCCCAGAACAAGGAGUUUCCGGUCGGAACAUGUGUUUUCAAGAUCUUAUUGAACAACUCGACACCCGAGCAGAUGCCCAUUCAAGAUGGCGCCCCAACAAUGCACGCAGUCAUUUCCAAGUCAACCAGCAACGGAAAGGAGCGUAAUGACUUCGCAUCGCCGCUUCGUCUGAUCCAAGUCGACUUUGCUGUCGUCGAUAAACGCUCACCGAUCGGAUGGGUCUUUGGCACUUUCAUGUAUAACAAAGAUCAGGCUGGAAAAGGCCCUUGGGAUAGACUCACUCUUGUUGGCCUCCAGUGGGGUAAUGAUCAUUGGUUAACGAACAAGGUCUAUGAGGAGACCAAGGCUGAGGCUAAGCCGCGAGAAUGUUAUAUCAGCAAGAAAGCAGAGGAUAUUAGAAAGCGAGAGGGUGGCACACGACCCUCCUGGGGAUGGAAUGGCCGUAUGAAUGGCCCAGCCGACAACUUCAUCUCGGCAUGUGCCUCUUGUCACUCAACGUCGACGUCCCAUCCCAUGUACAAUGGCAAGGUCAAGGAUGGCGUGAGGCAAACCUACGGAAUGGUGCCGCCACUAAACAUGAAGCCUCUUCCACCGCAGCCUAAGGAAGGCUACACCUUCAGCGACGUUAUGAUCUACUUCCGAAACGUCAUGGGAGGUGUACCAUUCGACGAGGGCGUCAACCCCAAUAAUCCGGAUGAGUAUGAUCCUACCUACAAGAGCAAGGUCAAGAGCGCCGACUACUCUCUGCAGUUGCAGGUCGGUUGGGCCAACUACAAGAAGUGGAAGGAGGACCACGAGACUGUGGUGCAGAGCAUCUUCCGUAAGACAAGAUAUGUUAUCGGUUCCGAGUUGGCCGGUGCUUCCGAUCUGUCGCAGAGAGACCAAGGUCGACAGGAGCCAACGGACGAUGGUCCGGUUGAGUGA